This is a messenger RNA of Larimichthys crocea (large yellow croaker), 393 nucleotides long. Its product is annotated as proline-rich protein 15-like protein. NCBI's taxonomy places the organism in Eukaryota, Metazoa, Chordata, Actinopteri, Sciaenidae. The transcript has a single exon. The record is from RefSeq and is a predicted model, not a curated record. Bases 1 to 393 code for a protein of 130 amino acids.
AUGACAACAGAGAGGACCCCAUGGUGGAAGGCAUUCCUGCCAAAGAGGAAGAGUGGAGGCUCCAAGGAUACCUCUACACCUCAAACCUUCGAACCGGACUUCGACCCUUUUGCCCUAACUGUGUCUGAGAAACAGAAAGAGCCCACCGCUGGAGCAGCCUCAAAGACCACCGUAGACCAGUCCCAACAAGGAUCCAAGAGCUCCAGCCUCCUCAGUGAUGAAACCUUUGACGACUCCCGCCUGGAGUCGGUCUUCAAUGAGCAGACAUGUCGCAGGAACAUGAAGGUGUCGCGCUCAGGUCGAUUCAAGGAGAAGAGGAGGGUGCGCUCGAGCCUUCCUAUACAGGACAAAGAGACAGAGAAUGGGGCAUCGGGGAAAGAGGACAUGCGGUGA